AUGUCUUCGCCUGAGAGUGCGGUCAGAAACCGGCUAGCCAGUGAUUCACCAACCUCAACACACACGGCCAACGCUACACGACCCAAAGCUACCAUAUCAUCGGAAACGGACGCGAUGACGGGUGUCGGUAAGGACUGUUCAGGGAGCACCGAGUUCUUCGGUGACAGUAGCGCUGUUUCCUUCAUGACCCAGAUCAAUUCGGCUAUCGAUGCUCGUCUUGGACAGACACAGACAUCAUCGACAUCUGAUAUCAUUGACGAGGUUCAAACAUCAUAUGGAAAAAAGGUUACAAGCAGCCAAUUCCAGGACUGGAUAGACCCUCUCACUUUCCAAUUCCCACCUAGAAACUUUUGCGACGAUCUCAUACAAGAUUAUUAUGACUUGGUAUGGGUGAUUCUUCCUACACACGACUGGACCUCUUUCAAGCAAGAUUAUGAUGCUAUCUGGAUCGGCAGCUUGACAACUACUACCACCAGGCCGUUGCACUGCAUGAUCAACAUGGCACUUGCAUUAGGUAGCCAAUUCUCAAAAGCUGUGCCUCCUGGGGAGAGGAAGAGAAUGGGUCAGACGUUUUGGGAGAGAGCUCUUGCACUAUAUGAUCCGCGGCUUCAACAAGGAGCUUCGUUAGAAGGAAUCCAAUGUUUCUUGAUGAUGGGCCUGUUCCUGCAGAGUACUCACCAGUCCCACCAAUGCUGGAUGAUUGUAGGAUCGGCGGUACGUAUGGCGCAAAGCUUAGGUCUGCAUUUGUGCCGAACAACAGCCCAGAACGAAGAUAUUCGGCAUGUCGAAAUGAUGCGAAAGGUGUGGCACGGUUGCGUCUUUAUGGAUCGGGUUAUGUCAAUGACAUUCGGACGUCCGAGCAUGAUUGCAAACUGGCUCUACGAUUCUGUUCCUCUGCCGACUAUGAUUGAUGAAGACCUCCUAGGCAAACAAUGCCUGCCUUGCACAUCUCGGCCAGAUGGGGCAACGCCUACUAUAGCAUUCUUCAUCAAAUCUGUAGAGCUCUACAGCAUCGUCAAUGAUUCCUUGCUCGAGCUUUACAUGAGACAGCCACAGAAAGAGAGCGAGGAAGCCGAGCACGUCCUUUCCGUGCUGCAAUUCGAUGAUAGGCUCGUGCGGUGGUUCCAAUCGGUUCCUGACGGACUUUGCUAUUCAUCCGGGUCAAACGAAAACUCUGUUCUUCGAAGACAGUGUAUUGUCUUACGGGCAAGGUAUCUGCAUGCCCGAAUUGUCGUCCUCCGCCCGAUUCUGACAGAAUCCUGCCUGAAACAGGUGAGGGCUGACCACCAUAGUGGGUCUGCACCUACAGAUCAACGGCUGUCGCAUAGCCUCACAGACCAAUGCUCAAUCAUCUGCUUCGACUCGGCUCAUAAGAUCAUCAACAUGAUUCAUGCAAAUCUAGAUCUGGAAACGGUGACAGGACCUGUGCCUGCAUGGUGGUUUUCGGUAUUGUUCGUGUAUACAGCCGCAACAGUCCUUCUGGCUGAGCGUUUUAGACAGUUGAACUCGACUUUUUCGACUACAGAGCCAUGGCAGGCUAAACCAGCAUGGGAUCAGGCGAUACAGCUACUCAGAGCCUAUGCAAAAGUAGGUGACUCAGCCAAACGCUGUGUAGCAGCCUUAGAGAUUUUGCUCGCCAAAAUCCAGGGUUAUCACCAUAUAUCCGAGCAUGGGGAAGCGCAUGACGAUAGGGCCCUAACGGGGAAUGCUUUCAUCGAGCAACAAAACGAUGCACCUCUCGUUGCUUUUGACGACAUUACUGGGCAGAUUGAUCUAGACGGAAUGGAUUUCGAUAUUGAUGAUAUGCUUUGGCUCAACACUUCAGCUGCAGAGUUUCUUGUCUAA
Molecule: messenger RNA, 1845 nt
Organism: Fusarium redolens
Lineage: Eukaryota; Fungi; Ascomycota; Sordariomycetes; Hypocreales; Nectriaceae
Product: C6 transcription factor
Exons: 3
Coding region: 1-1845 (614 amino acids)
Biological process (GO): positive regulation of transcription from RNA polymerase II promoter by galactose; DNA-templated transcription
Cellular component (GO): nucleus
Molecular function (GO): zinc ion binding; RNA polymerase II cis-regulatory region sequence-specific DNA binding; DNA-binding transcription factor activity, RNA polymerase II-specific
Source: RefSeq, a predicted model, not a curated record